Drosophila bipectinata is the source of this 1763-nucleotide messenger RNA. RefSeq names its product putative phosphatidate phosphatase. Lineage: Eukaryota; Metazoa; Arthropoda; Insecta; Diptera; Drosophilidae. Gene Ontology annotation, cellular component: plasma membrane. Gene Ontology annotation, molecular function: phosphatidate phosphatase activity. The record is from RefSeq and is a predicted model, not a curated record. Gene Ontology annotation, biological process: signal transduction; phospholipid metabolic process; phospholipid dephosphorylation.
UCAGUCACGAUCGGAAAGUGGCGCCUUAGACGUCUCGGAAUCAAACGGGUUGUGUGAACGGUGGCAGGUGGUUUGAGCCAGAGCUACUUGGAGUAGGAUGAUUAUAUCGGCUAAAAGUGUUCUUUGGCUUAGAAACUGUCGCAAAAGCGUACUUUUAUUGACUUUUAAGGAGGAGGUCGUGCCGAUUGUGUGGAAUGUUGGAACGUGUUGAUAUACGGUCGGAAUACGAUCGUUGGGGUUCAACUAACAUGCCAGUCUCUUGUCUAAUCUAAGCAAUAAGUGCGGAAUACGAACCGCGCCAGUAGUAAGCUCUCUGGAUAAUAACAAGCGUCUCAGAAUAGACAAUAAAACUUGCUGUGACGCGGGAAAGCAGCGGGCUUGAGAAGAAGGGGUUGUUUGAGCGGCGAGCGGAGAGCACAGAGAAGGAUCCAAACACCAAAAGAGUCUGCCCCAUCAAAUGAGCGUUGAAUUAAAAGAACGUUACCCGAACUACGCCACUUCAGUCAGUCACUGACAACGAACCCGAAACAAUCGACCGCGACGGGUAAACGACAAAAAAAACAAACGAAAAGCUAAUUACCAGCAGGCAUAAAGGCCAUUUGGAAUAUUAACUAAUUAAAGCCGGAGUGACCCAUCCACAAAAUGCGCGUCGGGAACGAAGAUCAAUCUGUAGCCGUCCCCAUGCCCGACGCGGGUGCGACCCCCUCAGUAGCUUCGGCAGACCGUCAGGGGGCCGCGGACCGUCGCCUGACACAGCGGCUGCUCCUGGAGCUGCUGGUCGUAGUGGUUCUCGUCAUCCCCAUCUGCGUGUACGAGUUCGCAGUGGACCCGGUGCGACGCGGCUUUUUCUGCGCCGACGAGACCAUCGCCUACCCCUUCAGGGAUAACACCAUCACCCCGGUGAUGCUCGGCCUGAUCGUUGGCCUGCUGCCGUUACUAGUCUUCGUCUUGGUGGAGUACGUCUCCCAUCUGCGAGCGGGCCAGAUUGGGGAAACGCAAGUUGUGCUGCAGUGGCGGGUCUCCACCUGGUACGUGCAGCUAGCCCGCCAAGCCACCUACUUCAUCUUCGGGCUACUGCUGACCUUCGACGCCACCGAGGUGGGAAAGUACACCAUUGGACGCCUGCGUCCGCACUUUCUGGCUGUAUGCCAGCCGCAGCUCACGGACGGCAGCCUGUGCUCGGAUCCGGUCAACCUGCACCGCUACGUGGAGAACUAUGAGUGCGCGGGCGAGGGCUUCUCAGUCGAGGACGUGCGCCAGUCGCGCCUCAGCUUUCCAAGUGGACACUCCAGCUUAAUAUUCUACGCCAUGCUGUACGUAGCCCUCUACUUGCAACUAAAGAUCACCUGGCGAGGUUCGAAAUUGGGGCGUCACUUCGUGCAGUUCUUGCUUAUCAUGCUGGCUUGGUACACAGCUCUUAGCCGGGUGAUGGAUAACUGGCACCACUGGUCUGACGUCCUCUGCGGCUCGCUUCUAGGCAUAGUCGGCGCCCUGGUCACCGUCCGUUUCAUUGCAAGGAUGUUCGAUAUGCCCUUUAGGCGAAUGGAGGGCCUCCUCGGCGGGGGGCUGCGGAGGGAGAACACGGCGGCCACCCUGCAGGAGGAAGUCUGCCCCAGCACCCCACCACCCUACUCAGCGAACAGCAACUACAGCGAAGAUGAUUAUCGCACGAAAGUGUAGGAGCCCAAUGUAAAACCAAAACAUUCCAAAGCUAGCAAUAAAGAUUUUAUCAAGGAGGCGAGCAGUCCGACUUGUCCCUACUA